AGCAUCCGUAUUUAAAGGCGCCAACAGUGCUCGGUUCAGAAUCAGUCGUGUGUGGGUCUGUUUUUUCUCCUGGGCUGCUUUGUGUAGGUUAAGUUGUUGGUAAGGCGGACGCUGAAGAUGCCGGAGGAAAACACUGUCGCCGCUUCUUCGACCAGUGAGGCUGUGGAAGAGAAGCCUUGCUCCUCCAGUGCUGCAGAGAGCUCUGGUGAUGUGGCUGAAGAGGCGAAGAAGCUGAUUGGCACUGGAAACAGGCAUCUGGUCAUGGGAGAUGUUGUGUCUGCAGUCACAGUGUUUCAGGAGGCCUGUGCUAUGCUAGCUGAAAAAUAUGGGGACACAGCUGAUGAAUGUGGAGAGGCGUUUUUCCUGUGUGGGAAGUCCUUGCUAGAACUUGCCAGGAUGGAGAACUCUGUCUUGGGUAAUGCUUUGGAGGGAGUCCCGGAGGAAUCCUCAGAGGAGGGUGAGAAGCAGAAUGACUCAAAGAUUGAGAGUGCAGAUAACUUGGAUGAGAGAACCAGAGAUGAGCUCCGGGAACAGGUUUAUGAAGCUAUGUCUGUGGAGAAAGGAGAUUCUCAGGAAGGGGAACCAAAAGUGGACGAAGAGGAACAAGAAGUCAAGGAAACUACCAAGGAAAAUGCUACUGAAACUGGAGAGAAGACUGAGGUUCUUGCAGGAAAUGGAGAGAAGACUGAGGUGCCUGCCAAAAAUGGAAAGACAUCCAUAGGAAGUGUCAAAGGUGAAGAGCAGACUGCUGAAAAUGUUGAGGUGUUGGACAAAGAUGGCUCCUCAAAACAGGAAGAUCCGGUUACAAAAGAGGCAAAGGAGGAUGCUGAGCAAGAUGUUAAGUGCACAGAAGAACCAAGUGGGAAUGAACAGGCAGAGCCUAUGGAGGAAGGUGCUGGAGAUGCUGAGAAUGAUAAUGAAGAUGAUGACGAUGAUGAGGAAGCAGAUGCCAAUGCAGAGGACAAGGAGGAGGAGGAGGAUGUUGGCAAUCUCCAGUUAGCAUGGGAGAUGUUGGAAGUGGCUAAAGUGAUUUACAAAAGGAAGGAAAGCAAAGAGGACCAGCUAAUGGCAGCACAAAUCUUCUUGAAACUUGGUGAAGUUGGUGCAGAAUCGGGUAACUAUAACCAGGCUCUAGAGGACUUCCAGGAGUGCUUAUCCAUACAGCUGAAGCAUCUUCCUCCUCACAGUCGUCUUCUAGCAGAGACUCACUACCAGCUGGGCAUGACUUUUAGCUACACAGGCAAAUACAGCCAGGCCAUCCAACAGUUCAACAAUUCCAUCAAAGUCAUCGAGAGCCGCCUGGUCAUGCUUCAGGAAGUAAUUGACAAAACAGAAGGUGCUGAAGGAGCUGCAGAGGAAAAGCGUGAACUAGCAGAGCUAAAGCAGCUGCUGCCAGAAAUUGCUGAGAAGGUGGAAGAUGCAAAGGAAAGCCAGCAGACAGCUCCUUCAGCAUCAGAAGCGAUUCACCAGACCCUGGGAGGGGCCUCUACAUCCUCAGGAUUUGCAGCUGAAAACAGUGGUUCAUCUUCAUCUACAGCCACCCUGAUAGCAGUUAAGCCUGCUGCUGACAGUGCGUCCUCUUCAAAAUCUGCAUCGGAUAUCUCUCAUCUAGUCCGUAAAAAGAGGAAACCAGAAGACGAGAGCCCAAAAAAGGACAGUGAUGCUAAAAAGGUCAAACAGGAGACCACAGUUAAUGGCAGCGCCGACUCUGCCAGCAACAGCAAUGGAGUCCAGGAGAAAAUGGAACAGGAGGCUGUGAAUUCAUCUACCUCAGCUGAAGCCACGGCAUGAUGGAGCUUUCUACCGAGCUGCCCACUGAUCUUCCAACCAGCACAGCAUGCCUGCCUCAAGUCUCUUCAUGAACAGCAUUUUGUUUUGUAAAUAGGACAUUUACCUUUCUGUGUCUGUCCAAGAUUUUGUAUUGUAAAGUUUCAAUAAAUAUUUGCAUACAUCAA
This is a messenger RNA of Ictalurus punctatus (channel catfish), 1955 nucleotides long. RefSeq names its product nuclear autoantigenic sperm protein (histone-binding) (gene nasp). The record is from RefSeq and is a predicted model, not a curated record. The transcript is spliced from 15 exons. Gene Ontology annotation, biological process: CENP-A containing chromatin assembly; DNA replication-dependent chromatin assembly. Gene Ontology annotation, cellular component: nucleoplasm. NCBI's taxonomy places the organism in Eukaryota, Metazoa, Chordata, Actinopteri, Siluriformes, Ictaluridae. Gene Ontology annotation, molecular function: histone binding. Bases 118 to 1791 code for a protein of 557 amino acids.